Molecule: messenger RNA, 990 nt
Organism: Penicillium longicatenatum
Lineage: Eukaryota; Fungi; Ascomycota; Eurotiomycetes; Eurotiales; Aspergillaceae
Product: glycosyltransferase family 8 protein
Exons: 2
Coding region: 1-990 (329 amino acids)
Molecular function (GO): glycosyltransferase activity
Source: RefSeq, a predicted model, not a curated record
AUGGCCGACGGGAACAAGGCACAUCCGUCCAAAGGUACGCGCAGCUCAACCAACCCCGAUGAUCGACAAGUAACACUCGCAGUAUGGACAACACUGAUCACCAACACCGCCUACCUGUCGGGUCUUCUGACCUUGGAUUACUCGCUCAAGAAAGUAGGCUCCAAGUACCCACUGGUAGCCCUGUACACAGAUUCAUUUCCGGCGGAGGGUCAUAAAGCCCUGGAUGCACGCGGUAUCUUAAAACAACAUGUCGCCUAUCUGCUCCCCUCAACACCAAGGGAAUACGCCAAUGAUCCGCGCUUCUACGACUGCUGGUCUAAGCUCACUCCAUUCUCCCUCGUAGAAUAUGAUCGUGUCGUCCAGCUCGACAGCGAUAUGCUCGUGCUCAAGAAUAUGGAUGAACUAAUGGAACUCGACCUCGACCCACCCUCUGCAGCUGGCACAGGCAACCGAGUUUUUGCUGCCAGUCACGCCUGUGCUUGCAAUCCACUCAAGAAGCCUCAUUACCCCUCAAAUUGGAUCCCGGCCAACUGUGCCUACACUACACAGCACGCCACCCCAGACAUUGCGCAAACAAUGGGCCCAGCAUCCGGUGCUGCCUUUGGUAUGCCUAACGGAGGCCUCCAGGUCGUGAACCCAUCCAAGGAAAUAUACGACAAAAUUGUGAGCCAGCUUGACACUUCGGCCACAUUAGACUACGAUUUCGCAGACCAGUCCCUCCUAGGAGACCUCUUCCAUGGGCGCUGGGUGGCGCUUCCGUACAUUUACAAUGCGCUGAAGACUCUGCGGUGGGAGGGGGUGCACGAUGCCAUCUGGCGAGACGAAAGUGUGAAGAAUGUGCAUUACAUCCUCAGCCCGAAACCCUGGGAUGAGUGGGCAGACGAAGAGAAAGAGACCAAGACUAAGGAUGCGUCGCAUAUUUGGUGGUUCAAGAUGAAUGAGGAGAGGUUAAAAGAGGAAGAGAAGAAUGGUGUUAAGGAUCAAUUCUGA